This is a messenger RNA of Sus scrofa (pig), 751 nucleotides long. The record is from RefSeq and is a predicted model, not a curated record. NCBI's taxonomy places the organism in Eukaryota, Metazoa, Chordata, Mammalia, Artiodactyla, Suidae.
UUCAGAGGACACUGAUGACAUCACAAAGUCAGAGGUGUCACAAAGGCCCCAGGCCAAUAUGAGGCAGCCGCCCAGGGAUCCUGCAGCAGAAAGUCGCAGUGGCCUCUCAGGAGACCCGGGACAGCGGGAUAGUCACGCUGGGCCGAUCCGGGACCGCACCCAGCCAACAUGUCUCGGAAAAGAAACCUCCCGCAAUGCAAUCCUCCUAAGAAGCAGGCCCUCUCGCGCUCCUCAAGAGCAGAGCUGCAAUUCCCGGUGAGCCGCGUGGACCGCUACCUGCGAGAGGGUCGCUAUGCGCAGCGCCUGAGCUCGCACACCCCUGUGUUCCUGGCCGGUGUCCUCGAGUACCUGACGGCCAACAUCCUGGAGCUGGCGGCCGGAGAGGCCCACAGCAGCCGCAAGAUGCGCAUCGCCCCCGAGCACGUGCAGAGGGCCAGGAGCCACAACGAGACCCUCAGCAGCCUCUUCCAGGCCAGCAGCGUCUCCCGGGGGGCUGAGGAGGAGGCCGAGGAGCCCCUGCCCGAGGCCGGGCGGUGAGACCUGGGUCCCGGAGCCGGGCCAGACCUCAGCGGUGGCCUCAUCCCGCCCGACACUGCGUGUGGCUGAGGAAGGUCUGGUCCCCUUUAAGGUCUCGCAGCCAUUAAAGUCCAUGGCGGUGGUACCUCAGACGCCUGUCUGUUUCUGUCACGUGUCGUUGUCCGCGGGACCCCCAGGAGGGGCUCGGGGUGCGGGUGGGGGGCCGGGAGGUGUG